Molecule: messenger RNA, 3094 nt
Organism: Labrus mixtus (cuckoo wrasse)
Lineage: Eukaryota; Metazoa; Chordata; Actinopteri; Labriformes; Labridae
Product: sushi domain-containing protein 4-like
Exons: 10
Coding region: 215-1858 (547 amino acids)
Source: RefSeq, a predicted model, not a curated record
GAUACAUGCAAUCGAUGCGCCUAGCUAGCCUAGCAAGCGGAUAGCAAGCUAGGACUCCUCGGCUCGUUAAAUCAGAUAUUUGAUACCAUAGCAAAUCCAAAUGUCCUCGGGAAAGCGAAUAUAUAAUUGAUAAAUGUCUACAGUGUGACAAAGCAAAGGUGGAGGGUUGAAGGCCGUGCUUUUGUGGCAGGUUGAGUUGACUCUACAGGGGAAGAUGUGCAAUGGAAUGAUAGAGUCAACAUCAAAAGCCUUGUUGGCCCCCACCUCAGCCACUGUACAGUCCUCCUUGUUGUUGUUGGUUUUAACUGCAGUGUCCACUGGACAAGGGUCAGGAUGUGUGAGACCAUACAUGGUCCAGAAUAGCUGGGUAAACCUCACAGAAACCAACAGGGGCUCGUUCCCUGUGGGCACAGUCCUGCAGUACAGCUGUGACCCUGGUUACCUGCCAGACGGACCCAGCAUCCUCACCUGCACCACACUGGGACUCUGGACGUCUGACCCUCCUCACUGUAUACGCAGUGGAGCAUGUCUACCCCUCUCCAAACCUGAGAAUGGGGGCUAUACCUGCCACCCAACUCCUUGUCGUAUGUUUUCCCAUGGCACUGUGAUUGAGUUCUUUUGUGAUGAGGGCUUCAUUCUCACCGGGGACUACUACUACCUGACAUGUCUGGAUGGACAGUGGGACGGCCCCAUGCAGAUCAGCUGUGUGAGCCAAGGUUGUAUCAGACCGUCUACAGUGCAGCAUGGCUCGACUAAUCUGACAGACACCAACAGGAACUUGUUCCCUGUUGGCACAGUCCUGCAGUACAGCUGUGAUGCGGGUUACCUGCCCGACGGACCCAGCAUCCUCACCUGCACUUCACUGGGACGCUGGUCCUCUGAACCUCCUCGCUGUGUACACAGUGAUGGUUGUAUCAGACCGUCUACAGUGCAGCAUGGCUCUACUAAUCUGACAGAAACCAACAAGAGCUCGUUCCCUGUGGGCACAGUCCUGGAGUACAGCUGUGAUCCGGGUUACCUGGCAGAUGGAGCCAACAUCCUCACCUGCACCACACUGGGACACUGGUCCUCUCAGCCUCCUCGCUGUGUACGCAGUGAUGUGUGCCAGCCUCCAUAUCAACCAGAGAACGGGGGCUACUCCUGCCACCCCUCCACAUGUGGAAGACUCUCUCAUGGCACUGUGGUUGAAUAUUUCUGUGAUGAAGGUUAUAUUCUGAAAGGAGACUAUAAAUACCUGACCUGUCAGUAUGGGGAAUGGGACAGCCAAAUGAAACUCAGUUGCCUCAUGGAGCAAGACAGUGAUCCUACUCUACCACUGGGGAUGCCCGCCUUGUCCAUAGUUGCAUCCACAGCCAGCUCAGUGACUCUAAUCCUGCUGCUGAUUGUGCUUUUUGUACUUCUGCAGCCAAAACUCAAGUCCCUCCAUCGACGUGAUCCCGGUGUGACGGGCCAACCCAUAUCCAUCAUGGUGGAAGGAGUCCAGGUGACUCUGCCCUCCUACGAGGAGGCUGUGUGCGGCGGCGGAGCCUCAGCAUCAACUCUCAGCUCCGAGUCUCGAGUCCAGAUCGUGUUGUCCGAGGGUCAGCAUGCCACCGCGCCAGAGGCUGGCCCCUCUCGGCCUUCUUCCCUGAAACAGCAGCAGUCAGAGAUGGCUGUUGUCCAUCCUAUACCACCCUCCUCCUCCUCUUCUUCCCCAUCACCCUCCCCCUCAUCCUCCACCUGGGUACUGGAGCAAGUAGGUGCUGCUGCUCCUUCUUCAUCACAAAGAAGGCGCUCUGCAGGCAGCGAGCAACACAGCCUGUCUCUGGACUCUGAGAUGGACUACUCUGAUGAGAUGCCAUUAUUGAAGGAGGCCUGAAAAAUGCUGCAGCCUUUGAACUUCACAGAGACAACCAGCAAUGCUUCUAACCUGUACUGUGAGGGGGGAGGCCUUGUGAGAUUCUUGUCAACACAGCUGUCGACACAGAAGAGUCCGACAUACAGUAAGAGGCUCUGAGUGAAGCUUCAAGUCCCAUCCCAAAGGAAAAAAGAGAAGAGAUUCACAUGUACAUACAUGCUUACAUUUUUUACAGGACUUCCUACACUAUGUAUGUCUAAUGUCUGGAGCUGGAUUUGAAAUGUAGAACAUAAACAUAAAAGAGUCAGUAUCACUGAGUUUGGAAUGAAAAAAACUGUGCGGGCGAAGCUGCAAACUGAUUUUUGGGAGCUUAUAAUCUCACCAGUGUCUUGAUAACUGUAACUUUUAAUAAACCACAUAUCACACCAUUUAAGACACAUUUGCAAAGAUGCAUAAAGUCAUGCACACUUUCAAAGAUUUUUGUGAUUAUGAAUUAUAUUUAAGAUGUUUUCAACCAUGACUCGCAUCAUGUCACAUGCCACUGUACAGUUAAAAGCUGUUUGUCCAUCCAAGCAUUAACCCUUUUUUUAUGUAAUUGUGGGCAAACUUUUAUUUUUUAGGAGACUUAUUGUUUCACACCUGCAUUCAACACAUUUUCUCCUUUCAAAAAGUCUAGAAGUAUUCUCUUCAAACACACACCUGCUCCCUAUGGCCUUAGCUUUCCACUUCUAUGCACAAGGAUCUAUAACACGUGAAAUGAGAAGUUUUCAAAAUGAAUGUCAGUUCAAUGCCUCCACUGCUUAGUGAUUCCAUGUGUGGCUUUGUCAGACACGUCACUUGUACAAUGGGAAAUAUUAUUCUCUUAAUUUAUGCAGGCUGCUUGGAUAAUGUAUGUUUAAUUUAUUUGUGUCCAGAGUGCUGUUGAUCAGCCAUGACUUCUUUUGAUGCUUCCACAGCUCUUGGUGGGGGGGGGGGGUCUUUCUUCUUUCUCUGUCGCUUUAGUUCUGAUCAUUCUGCAGGCACGUUCUAUGUGGCACUGUAAACAUGAAUGGAAAGAGCCAACACAAAAUGAGUAAGUGUAGAUAUAAAUGUAAAGUCGGUGUUCACUUUGUUUGACUGUCCAUUGAAUUCACUUUUGGACUGAGGAAGGGAUUUAUUUUAAUAGCUGUUAUUUUAAUGUAUGUACAAAGUUCUAAUUUAAGUUUACUCUGUAUAUACCAUCCUGUGAUUUUGAUUAAAUAUUAUUUGACGUGUUCA